AUGCUAAGACUAACAACAGUUACAUCAGAAUGGCUCCGACUAGACGCAGUUCAUCGUUACUUUCAGUACGAUAUAGAAUCAAAUACGAGCACUUGUGAAUUAUGCAAAAAUAAAAUAAAGGGGAAACAUACAACAAAUUUAAAAAAUCAUAUUGCCACCAAACAUUCUAAUGAGUAUCAAGUUGUUGAAGAUUUAAAUACCAAAAUCAUAAGCAAAAAUAAGUCUAGUUCCUCUGAUAAAAUCGCAAUAGCUAGAAUUGAUCAACUGAAAAAACUCUGUGUCCGACUUGUAACAAUUCAUGGAAGACCAUUGGCCAUAAUAGAAGAUGAGGCCUUUCAAGAAAUCAUUAAUUUUGCCGCUACAAGCGACGUUACAAGUAAAACAAUUAACAUUAAAGCAAUAAAAACAAAAAUACAAGAAGAAGCUAAUGCUAUUAGAAAAUGCAUAUCGAGCGAAGUACAAAACAAAAUGAUAAGUUUAAAAUUGGAUUCCGCAACUUGCCUUGAACGCAAAUUUAUCGGCGUGAACGUGCAAUAUAUUAUAAAUGGAAGAAUUGUUGUAAGGAAUCUAGGAGUUUUGGAAGUGUGCGAUAGACAAACUUCGACUUUCUUAAAAAAUACGAUUGAAGAAUUAUUGACAGAUUUUAGAAUUGGGGUAGAUCAAAUAUAUUGUAUUUGUACUGAUAACGGUAGUAAUAUGGUAAAGAUGGUAAAAUUGAUGGGAGGAGCAUACAUUUCUCAAUAUGAUAACUGCACAACUGAACAAGAAGAAUUUGAAUUAAUGGACGAAAAUGAAGAAAGCGAAGAACAAAGCACAGAAGAGGAGCAGGUUAAUGAUAUUUUCCACUCUGUCGAUGUUGAUGUUCAUAAUUUGAUUAAUAAUGAAGGGACAUUCAAAGUGCGAGUGAUGUUAUGUGCGGCACAUACACUACAAUUGGCUGUUAAAGAUGCGAUUAACGCUGACGCUUUGUAUUUGGAUAGACGCCUGAAUGUUAUAUUGUCUCCAGAACAGUGCCAAAAGGCAAGGACACUUUUGAAACAGGUGUAUAUGCAAAUCAACAGUCUAAAAGAAAGGGACUCAUUGUCUUCCAAUCCUGAAUUGGUUGAUACUGAAUUGGAUACAGUCAAUCCGAUGCCUAGCACUAGUAGCACUAACUAUCCUGCUAUUGAAGCUAUGCUUCAAAGUAAACAAAGAAUGCGAGGAAAUGUAGUGAAAAGUAGGUCCAUUGAUUUGUGUUUACACGACCUUUGCCUCAAUGCACGGAUUAAUUUAGAGGAUGACAUACUAAGGCACUGGCAAAAUAUGGCCACUACCUCGUCAGAAGUAGCAGGUAUAGCCAACACUGUUCUAGGUGCACCAGCAACUCAAGUGUCAGUAGAAAGACUUUUUUCCUCUUUGAAAUUUGUGCUUCAUCCAUUAAGAAGCAACAUUAGUCCACUUUUUUAA
Molecule: messenger RNA, 1446 nt
Organism: Diatraea saccharalis (sugarcane borer)
Lineage: Eukaryota; Metazoa; Arthropoda; Insecta; Lepidoptera; Crambidae
Source: the annotation of a GenBank genome assembly